AGACUCCAAACAGUGAGCCUUGGGCUGGAGAACAGCGUUUACCGGCGGGGCGGCCGGUUUUAUGCAUGAAGCUAUGGCUACAGAUUCCCCUAGAAGACCCAGUCGUUGUACUGGUGGAGUUGUGGUUCGCCCUCAGGCUGUCACAGAGCAGUCCUACAUGGAAAGUGUUGUGACUUUUCUACAGGAUGUUGUGCCACAGGCUUACAGUGGAACACCUCCAACAGAAGAAAAGGAGAAAAUAGUCUGGGUCAGAUUUGAAAAUGCAGAUUUAAAUGAUACAUCAAGAAAUUUGGAAUUUCAUGAAAUACAUAGCACUGGGAAUGAACCACCAUUGCUGGUUAUGAUUGGCUACAGUGAUGGAAUGCAGGUCUGGAGCAUCCCUAUCAGUGGGGAAGCACAGGAGCUCUUCUCUGUUCGACAUGGCCCAAUUCGAGCAGCUAGAAUCUUGCCUGCUCCACAGUUUGGUGCUCAAAAGUGUGAUAACUUUGCUGAAAAAAGACCCCUCCUUGGUGUUUGUAAGAGCAUCGGAUCUUCUGGCACAAGCCCGCCUUAUUGUUGUGUGGAUCUAUAUUCACUUCGUACAGGGGAGAUGGUCAAAUCAAUUCAGUUUAAAACACCUAUUUAUGAUAUUCACUGCAACAAGCGAAUCCUGGUCAUAGUCCUACAGGAGAAAAUCGCUGCCUUUGAUAGCUGUACUUUCACAAAAAAAUUCUUUGUCACAAGCUGCUAUCCUUGUCCAGGGCCAAAUAUGAAUCCUGUUGCUCUUGGGAGCCGCUGGCUUGCUUAUGCAGAAAACAAGUUAAUUCGAUGUCAUCAGUCCCGUGGUGGAGCCUGUGGAGAUAAUAUUCAGUCAUAUACUGCCACGGUCAUUAGUGCUGCUAAAACAUUGAAAAGUGGCCUGACAAUGGUUGGGAAAGUGGUGACUCAGCUGACAGGCACUCUACCUUCCGGUGUGACAGAAGAUGAUGUUGCCAUCCAUAGUAAUUCACGGCGGAGUCCUUUGGUCUCAGGCAUCAUCACGGUUAUUGAUACUGAAACAGUUGGAGAGGGUCAGGUACUUUUGAGUGAGGAUUCUGACAGCGAUGGUAUUGUGGCCCACUUUCCUGCCCAUGAGAAGCCAGUGUGCUGUAUGGCUUUUAACACCAGUGGAAUGCUUCUAGUUACGUCAGACACCCUUGGCCAUGAUUUUCAUGUCUUCCAAAUUCUGACUCAUCCUUGGUCUUCUUCACAAAGUGCUGUCCACCAUCUGUACACUCUUCACAGGGGAGAAACUGAAGCCAAAGUACAAGACAUCUGCUUCAGCCAUGACUGUCGCUGGGUUGUGGUCAGUACUCUCCGGGGUACUUCCCACGUUUUUCCCAUCAACCCCUACGGUGGUCAGCCUUGUGUUCGUACACAUAUGUCACCACGAGUAGUGAAUCGCAUGAGCCGUUUCCAGAAAAGUGCCGGACUGGAAGAGAUUGAACAAGAACUGACAUCUAAGCAAGGAGGUCGCUGUAGCCCUGUUCCAGGUCUAUCAAGCAGCCCUUCUGGUUCACCCCUGCAUGGGAAACUGAACAGCCAGGAGUCCUACAACAAUUUUACCAACAAUAAUCCUGGCAACCCUCGGCUUUCUCCUCUCCCCAGCUUGAUGGUAGUGAUGCCUCUUGCACAAAUCAAGCAGCCAAUGACAUUGGGGACCAUCACCAAACGAACAGGGCCUUAUCUGUUUGGAGCGGGGUGUUUUUCCAUAAAAGCUCCAUGCAAAGUUAAACCACCUCCGCAAAUUUCACCCAGCAAAUCGAUGGGCGGGGAAUUUUGUGUGGCUGCUAUCUUUGGAACAUCCAGGUCAUGGUUUGCAAAUAAUGCAGGUCUGAAAAGAGAAAAAGAUCAGUCCAAACAAGUCAUAGUUGAGUCUCUAUAUGUUAUCAGUUGCUAUGGGACCUUAGUGGAGCAUAUGAUGGAGCCGCGACCCCUCAGCACUGCCCCCAAAAUUAGCGAUGACACUCCAUUGGAAAUGAUGACAUCACCUCGAGCCAGCUGGACUCUGGUUAGAACCCCUCAAUGGAAUGAAUUGCAACCACCAUUUAAUGCAAACCACCCUCUGCUCCUCGCUGCAGAUGCAGUACAGUAUUAUCAAUUCCUGCUUGCUGGCUUGGUUCCCCCUGGAAGUCCUGGGCCCAUUACUCGACAUGGAUCUUACGACAGUUUAGCCUCUGACCAUAGUGGACAGGAAGAUGAAGAAUGGCUGUCACAGGUUGAAAUUGUAACCCACACUGGACCCCACAGACGUCUGUGGAUGGGUCCACAGUUCCAGUUCAAAACCAUCCAUCCCUCAGGCCAAACCACUGUUAUAUCAUCUAGUUCAUCUGUGUUGCAGUCUCAUGGUCCAAGUGAUACUCCACAGCCCCUUUUGGAUUUUGAUACAGAUGACCUUGAUCUCAACAGUCUCAGGAUCCAGCCAGUCCGCUCUGACCCAGUCAGUAUGCCAGGGUCAUCCCGUCCAGUCUCUGAUCGAAGGGGAGUUUCCACAGUGAUUGAUGCUGCCUCAGGUACCUUUGACCGGAGCGUGACCCUGCUGGAGGUGUGCGGGAGCUGGCCCGAGGGCUUUGGGCUGCGGCACAUGUCCUCCAUGGAGCACACAGAGGAGGGACUUCGGGAGCGGCUCGCCGAUGCCAUGGCCGAGUCACCAAGCCGGGAUGUGGUGGGAUCCGGAACAGAACUUCAGCGAGAGGGAAGCAUCGAGACUCUGAGUAAUAGCUCAGGCUCCACCAGCGGCAGCAUCCCAAGAAACUUUGAUGGCUACCGAUCUCCGCUCCCCACCAAUGAGAGUCAGCCCCUCAGCCUCUUCCCUACUGGCUUCCCAUAGGUACCAGCAAGCUGCUUCUGACUGGUCAGCCCACUCACCUGCUGGAGGGAGAGGGAGAAGCCCCGCUCUGGUCCUACCCUCCAGUCUCUGCUCCUCUUUCAUCAACCACCUUCUCCAAGCUUAAUGACAGCAGCCACCCAUCUCACCUGGAUCAAGAAGAGAAAAGACCCUUCUCCAAAUCACCUCGGCACACCUUGACCUCUGCCACACCUGUCAGCCAUGGCUGUGGCCAAGAGAGACUGCAGAAGUUCAGUCCCCUUCUAAGUUUGCACAUGGCAUCCUGCAUUGGAUCAGCUUUUAUAUUUUUACCCAUACCCACAGGAGGCCUGGAACAGUGACCCCAUCUUGGGGCCUGGUGGGGAGAGGGUGGGUUGUCCACCUGGGCAUUUUUGACCCUGAAUGGACUGUCUCAGCCCCAGACCACUUCUGGCUGUGACACACACUGCCUCCAGCUUCCCCUGGUCAGCCCCUCUCCAGCAUGGGGUAAACUGAGACCCAGAGUAUUAAGGAAGGAGAAUCCUCCCCUUCCUCCUUUCUUUCCCCAUUGGGUCCUGGGAAGAAUUCAUUUUUCUUAUCUUCAAGCCCUUUUACCCUGGUCCUGUACUGUUCAGUGAAGGUUACUGAGGCCCUGUUGAAAAGUGCACGUCUUGUCCAAUAAAUCU
Molecule: messenger RNA, 3510 nt
Organism: Cynocephalus volans (Philippine flying lemur)
Lineage: Eukaryota; Metazoa; Chordata; Mammalia; Dermoptera; Cynocephalidae
Gene: BCAS3
Product: BCAS3 microtubule associated cell migration factor
Exons: 25
Coding region: 62-2848 (928 amino acids)
Biological process (GO): autophagy; response to starvation
Cellular component (GO): cytoplasm
Molecular function (GO): protein binding
Source: RefSeq, a predicted model, not a curated record